This is a messenger RNA of Anolis carolinensis (green anole), 3779 nucleotides long. It is a transcript of the gene deup1, whose product is annotated as deuterosome assembly protein 1. Gene Ontology annotation, cellular component: deuterosome; centriole. The record is from RefSeq and is a predicted model, not a curated record. Gene Ontology annotation, biological process: centriole replication; de novo centriole assembly involved in multi-ciliated epithelial cell differentiation. Lineage: Eukaryota; Metazoa; Chordata; Lepidosauria; Squamata; Anolidae. The transcript has 14 exons. Bases 144 to 2153 code for a protein of 669 amino acids.
GAGGGAGGGAGGGAGGGGAGAGGCCCCUUGCCCCUCGCUGGGGAAAGAGCAGAGCCGCAGGGAGCCCCACGGAAGGGCCACGGAAGGGCGGGGAGGAGAGGCCCCUCGAAGCCCAACCAGGUCGGAUAAAUGCCAAUACUAACAUGGAGAAGAAGACAGAGGCACUGCAGGAAGAAAGGGUAGCUAGAGCUCUCCGACAGACGGUGUCAAGGCUGUUAAUCCGGAGGCCCAGACAGUUGAGACAUAAACCUGGUGGCAAGCAGGCGGUCGCCAUCUGGGGAAGGCAAAGAUCAAUCCCUUGUGAUGCUGAACUUCAAGAACUGAUGCAACAAAUUGACAUAAUGGUUAACAACAAGAAACUAGAAUGGGAAAAGAGGCUGCAAUCCUUAGAAGCAAAAAUGACAGUCCGGGAUCAGGAAUUAGCAAGUGCCCAAAGCAAGUUAGAACAGAAAGGUCAAGAGGUUGGGGUCCUAAGGCAGAAGCUGGACAACUUGCAAAAGUCAAAAUAUGAAUUGGUUGAGAACUAUGACACUCAGCUUCAAGCCCUGAAAACUCAAUUUUCCAAGCUGACACAGAGCUAUGAAAAGUUACAGCUGCACCAGUUAAAACAAAAUAAAGCUCAUGUUGUGGAGACAUUUAAGGAAAAUGAAGAUGUGCCUUUCCAAAUGAGCAGUUUAAACCAGAAAUUGGAAGAAUUCAGAGCAAAAUCAAGGGAGUGGGAUAAACAAGAAAUGCUGUAUCAAAACCAUCUAGUUUCUUUAGAUGCUCAACGGAAAUUAUUGUCUGAGAAAUGUAAUCUAUUGCAGAGGCAAACACAGAAUUAUCAAAUCCAGAUACACUAUCAAAGGCCCAAAGCAGAAGAUACAGAUCCUGGCAACCAGUGCAAAACUGAACAUGUCGGUGUUCAGUGUGAUGAUUUGCCUGAGCCCGUAGACAGGAGUGACCUCUUUAUGGAGAAACUUCAGUCAACUGUGAGUGAAAUUGCAGAAAGCAGGAAUAGGUUGCAAGAGGAAAAUCUAAAAUUCCGUCAGGAAGUAAAAAUGUACCAGAGGAGGUGCCAGACUAUCGAAGCCAAGCUUACAGAAGUGACAAAUGACCUGAAGUCACGAAACGAUCUAUUGAAUAUGGUACAAAUGGAAUGCCAGCGGUUGCGUCAAGAAGUAACCAGACUUGAAGAGCUUAAAAGCAUAGAAGCGAGUCAAGUAAAGCUUCAAUCAUCUUAUGCUCAAUGUGUCAAGGACUUGGAAAUAAAGAAAGCUCAGAUACUUUUCUUGGAGAGACAGCAGCAAAAUCAAAAGAGAGAGCUAAAUCAGAUAAGGGACCGUCUUUAUCAGGAACAGCAGUCCCAUUGCUCUGAGGUGGAAAGAAUGAGGAGAGAAAUCUCUGACCUGACAGAAGAGCUUCAUCAGAAGGAGAUUACUAUAGCAACUAUCAUGGCGAAAGCGGCUCUGCUGGAAAGACAGUUACAAAUGGAGUUAGAGAUAAAAGAGAAACAACAGAGGAUAGAUCUGACUAAGAAAGAACCCAAGACCUAUUGGGAUUCCUCAAAUAGAGCAUCACAUGAGAAUGAAAGGUUUCACAAUGAAUUUGUUAACUUGCCAAAGGACUCCGAUAUACCAUUGCUGGUGAAGCCGAUUCCGUAUUUUGGAACAAAUCAUGCCAAUCCAACAUCAGUAAUAAUGCAAGAGAAGAAAGAGAAACCUAUGGAGAAUGAAAAUGAAUGGACAACACAAUCCGCCACUUAUGAACACAGCAGAACCCAAAUUCCUACCUGGCAUGCCCGAGGUGAUAUUUUCAAUACUGAGAGCAGCUGUGCUUUGCCUCCCCAAGUACGAAGCAGAAGUCGUGAACCUAUCGCCGAUGGUAGAUCUCCAUCACCACCAAAUGUGUAUCUAGAACGCCAUGGCACCUACUUUCCUGAAGAACCUAAACCUGGUAUGUUACUGAAAUAUACCUAUGUUGCAGAAGCAAGUCAAAUGCCUUCCCCAGAGACCCUGCUUCCUGCAACCGUAACUGAGAAGUUCCGGCAAGAGGAAGAGAAACGUGCCAGAGACUUUGAACUGGUUUUAAACUCCCACAUUGAAGAACUCCAAAUGCAGUCAGAGAACACCCUAAAGAAAUACGCCCGUUUCAAGCAAAACCGACACAGAUGAGCCUGAAAAAAAAAAGAAAGUUAAAAUGUAGUGACACUCCCAGCGCCAAUCACCAGCUACUGUUUGUAUAAAAAAGAAAAAAAGAUUUGCCCUUAUGCAAAGACGUCUUUGUUAAUGUGAGAUUUUCUACGUAGUUUGGCUGAGGAAUUCAUUUUGACAUAAAUUAGGAUUAUUGUGUAUGAAAGAGGUCUAAAACAAAUCUGGAAAUUAAAUAUGAAAACUUGAAAACUAAAAAUGCAUAGCAGAUGUCCAUAUAUCAUACCCUUGUUUAAAAUGUGCAAUGCUCACAAACAACAACAACAACAACAUCCUAUAGUAGUGGAUAAUAACAGAAAACAAGUUGAGAAAGGGUUGUUGUGUGUUUUCCGGGCUGUAUGGCCAUGUUCCAGAAGUAUUCUUUCCUGUCGUUUUGCCCACAUCUAUGGCAGGCAUCCUCAGAGGUUGAGAAAGGUCCUAGACCUAUGUGUUGUCAUUGUGGAUCUACAUCUAUAUUGCAUGGGAGUUGUAGUUUGCUGAAGCACCAGCAGAGAAGGCUGAAGACUUUGUAAUGCUACAACUCCCAUGAUUCCAAAACAUUAAAAAAUGGCAGUUAAAGUGGUGUCAAACUGCAUUAAUUCUAUAGUGUAAAUACACCUUUGUAAUUAAAAAUUUUACAUCAUAGUUACAAGGCAUAAAUCUGUGUUCACGGAGUUACAUAGUGGUUGUACUGCAUCACCCCUUUUGUGAGUGUGUUUUUGGGGCUAGAGCUGCUCUGCUUAUACCUGAAGCAGCUACCUUUGUUUUCCUGUUCAACCCACACAUCUGAAGAUAGGCAGAUAGUAUGAAACACGUCUGUAGUGUUUCCUCCUACAACCUAUUAAAACUGUCAGGGAAGUUCCCAUCACUUGGAAACAUGGAAACAGAAAAGAUGCCAAGUUAUCUUUAUCUCAGUCUCAUUUCAGUGCCAGUUUACCUUAUCAGGACUUGGCUGGAACAAUGAGUCUUUCUAAAAAUCUAAUUAAUGUUGGCAGAACGAAACCUGCCUGCAAAUCUGGAGGAUGCUGUUGAAAGCUCAGAAUGGUCUGAUUCCUUGCCAAGCUUGUGGAGGAGGGACCCUGCAGUGUUGACCUACAGAUAGGCCAAAUGCCAAAAAGAACAGGACGUGUCUGGGGCUCUAGGGCCAUCAUGUUUGUACAGCCAAAAUAAAGUGGAUUCGCUGGGGAAGCCUACAUGACACAUGGGUGGAUUUGCAGCAGAAUCACUGUAUCCGGUUGUUAAUAUGUAUACAUGGAACAGGAUUUACUCCAGAGCAUUCUGGAAGAAGAUGGGAAAAUGUAGAGGAGGAAAAUGAGGAGGGAGGAUAAUAGGUCGAAGAUGAGGAAGGGAGGAGUUGAUGGGAGGUAGAGGAAGAAGAGAAAGGAAAGGGACAGGAAAAGGGCAGGAAGGGAGGAAGGAAGGGAAAGAUGAAGUAAGAGAAAAAGAUAGAUGGAAGAGAAAGGAAUGAAGAGAAGGAGAGGAUGGAGAAGGAGCAAGACGACACUGAAGGCACCACUAAGCAAAACCUCUGCAUGUUGCUCUGAAUUCCUUGGAGGAAGAGUGAUAUAUAACGAAGUAUACCCAAUAAAUAUUUCCAGCCUAUUCAUAUUU